Molecule: messenger RNA, 3398 nt
Organism: Acyrthosiphon pisum (pea aphid)
Lineage: Eukaryota; Metazoa; Arthropoda; Insecta; Hemiptera; Aphididae
Gene: Pdk
Product: pyruvate dehydrogenase kinase
Exons: 9
Coding region: 475-1689 (404 amino acids)
Biological process (GO): regulation of glucose metabolic process; protein phosphorylation
Cellular component (GO): mitochondrion
Molecular function (GO): pyruvate dehydrogenase (acetyl-transferring) kinase activity
Source: RefSeq, a predicted model, not a curated record
GCCAACACACACUGCGAGCGGGACAUAGUGCGUCAUGUAGCUUGUACAAAAUAAUAUUUACAAUACUGUUGUCGAGGCCGUGCGAUAUAUAUUAUGAUGUACAAUUUACCAGCUAUAUACGAUUGAUGUAGCCUGGUCCCCAGAAAUCGUUCUAAAUCGAUCACAUUAUCAAAAUUAUUACGAUCCACGUAUUAUAUUACCGUUUGUGUAUUUUUCAUGGUAUUUAGCGCUAACGUAAUUGUAAUAAAUAAUUAUAUGGGUAUGUGAUAUCACCUAUAAUAGUAUUAUAGCCAUUAUAUUAGGUAUUAUCGAUCCAUACGAUUGUAAUUUAUCUUUUUUGCUACAACGCUAUCAAUUGACGUAUUAACCUGCUAUAUGUUUACCGGACGGUGACUACGUGACUACCUAGCGUUUUUGCACUGUUCAGUGCUCAUCAAAUACUCACAUUUUGCCGACCGAAAACGUUUACACAAAAUGAGGCUGAUUGGUUAUAGACUGGCCAAAAAUCUGGAGAAAAUGGUCGAUUUCUACUCGCAGUUUAAUCCAUCAUCAUUAUCCAUUAAACAGUUCAUUGACUUUGGUUUAAAGGCAAAUGAACAAAAAUCAUAUCAAUUUUUAAAGAAAGAACUACCCGUUCGUUUGGCAAAUAUUAUGAAAGAAAUUCACUUGCUACCAGAUAAUUUGUUGAAAAUGCCAUCUGUGAAUUUAGUGAAUAAUUGGUACGCACAAUCUUUCAAUGAAAUGAUUGAAUUUGAAGUCGAUGAUGGAUGUACUGAACAAACUUUAAACAAAUUUUGUCAAAUAUUAGUAAAAAUUCGUAAUCGUCAUUCAGAUGUUGUCCAAACAAUGGCACAAGGGGUUUUAGAGCUGAAAGAUUCACAUGAAAUCGAUUUGCAUACUGAAAACAGCAUUCAAUAUUUUCUUGAUCGUUUUUAUAUGUCUCGAAUUGGUAUUCGUAUGCUUAUUAACCAGCAUACAUUAUUAUUUGGUGACCAUAUAAACAAUAAUAACCAUCAUCAACAUAUUGGUUGUAUUGAUCCUUAUUGUGAUGUAAUAAGCGUUGUGAAAGAUGCAUACGAGAAUGCUAGAUUUUUGUGUGACCAAUAUUAUUUGACCUCACCUGAAUUAGAAAUCUGUAAAAGUAUUGAUGCUGAUGAUGAGCCAAUUAAAAUUGUUUAUGUGCCAUCACAUUUGUAUCAUAUUCUAUUUGAAUUAUUCAAAAAUUCAAUGAGAGCUACUGUUGAGCAUCAUAAGACUGAUAUUCUACCACCAUUGCAUGUAACAAUCGUAAAAGGAAAAGAAGAUGUCUGUGUUAAAGUGUCUGAUCAAGGUGGUGGCAUUCCAAGGAGUUUGAGUGAACGCAUGUUUCACUAUAUGUAUUCAACUGCACCACAACCUUCAAAAUCAGAUGCACAUACAGUGCCAUUAGCUGGGUAUGGUUAUGGACUUCCUAUUUCUAGGCUUUACGCUAGAUAUUUGCACGGAGAUUUAGUUUUGUUGUCUUGUGAUGGAUUUGGUACCGAAGCCAUUAUUUACUUGAAAGCUUUAUCAAAUGAAGCUAAUGAGUUGUUGCCAAUAUACAAUAAGAUGUCAACCAGGUUUUAUAAAACAACUGAUCACACUAUUGAUUGGAGAAGUACUUGCAAUCACACACCGAUCAGUCAGCAACAAUUCACACAAACACAAUGAGUACAAACUGACCAUUUGAGAAGCUAUUUAGUCGCCAUUUAUAUACAAAAAUAAUACUAUAAUGGAUUUUUUUUUUGAUUUUAAUUUAUUUUAGUUAUUAAUUUUUUUAGAUAUUAGAAAUUUUAUCUUAAUUGGUAAAAAGGAAUUUUUUUGGAUAUAAUUCCUCUACUCUCAUGAUAUAUUAUAUUGUAUUAGCUCAUUUAGUAAAUAUAUUAUUGAGAGACUCAAUCAAGGUUAAUUUUCAUGGAUAUGGAAAAUUUGAAUUUAUUAUAUAAAUGGAACUUUUAACUAUAUUAUCUUUAUUAAUUGUCCAAUGAAUGGAUACAUUCUAAUUGUCUGUUUAAAAAUUUAAGAUGGCAAUUGCAUUAAUUUUAUUAUUGAAAUAUACACACUGUUAGAUCAUUAAGCUAAUGGUUAUUAGAAUGUAGUUACAAAAAAAACCACACUGAGAGUUAUUUGACUUGCAUAGAUUUAAUAUACUAAAAUAUGUGUUCUAGUUUAAAUACAUUACAUAUUUAUAUAAUUUGUUAUUUAAAAACAAUCGAAUUAAACCAUUCUUUUAUACUUUUACACCAACAUUAUUUUUAUUUAAAAGAGUUGUCUACUUUAAUCUUAUCAAUUAUCAUAAUAUUAUGUUGGUGAUUUUGAUUUCUUUUAAAUGUAAUUAAAUUUUUUCAUUGUAUACUUCUGUUUCUUUUUAUAAACCAACCUUACCUCUUUUUAAUUUAUUAAUUAUUCAACAUUCAAUUAAAUUAACAAAGUGAAAAUAAAGGAGUUAAAUUUAAAAAAAAAAAUAGGAGUUUUCUCUGUAAGCUAAGAUGAUUGGUUGAACUUUCAUUAUAUCCUAAUCAAACAAUUUAAUUGUCUUACUGUAAAUUAUAUAUUAAAAUAAAAAUUGUUAUUCAAUUAAAUAGAUUAGGUAUUUAAUUUGUAUAAAUGAAUACCAUGAUCAGAAAUUUAAUUGUAAUUUUUUUUUUGGUCAAAGGUUUAAUCAAGACUUAUCAAGUUAUUAAUAUAGUUUAAGAAAAUUGCCAAAUUUAGCCUUAUUAUUAGUAGUUACUAUGAUUAACUUCACUUAAUAAUACAAUUAAGAGUCUCACUUAAUUAUUAUCACACUUAAUAUAAAUUUGUAUUAUAUUUUUUCUUAGAUGAGACUAAUAAUUUAAUUAGGUAUGCAGUUUUAUAAUAUGUAAUAAUGAUAAUUUUAAAUUGUGUUAAAAUAUUUACUUUUUUUUUAUAACAAUUAUAGCUACCCCCGAAGGUAUUUUAAAUUGUUUUAGUUAUCUGCAUUUAGUUGAUAUUAUUUUGGUUUAUGUUUCAGACAUGGUUUUAAAUAAUUUGGUUCUGUAUGUGUGAAAAAUAAAUAUUUUAAAUGUAUAAUACAAUUAGUGUUUGAUACUGUUUUGUAAGAAAACCAAAAAAAAAAAAAACAAACAAUAUUGUAUAACAAACAAAAACACGUGAUGUGAAUAAAAUAAUUAUUAUAGAAAAAAAUCCCACCGUUUGAUUGUAAAAAACUUGGUGUUUCCAUAUCAUAUUAUAAAAACAUCUACAAAUUAAACUGAAUUUUUCAAUAUAAUUAUAGCACAUAUUACUACAAAUCUAUCUAAUGCAUUUAAAUUGUUUAUAAGAUAUAAUUCUAACACUUUAUUGAUCGUAAUAUUAGAUUGAACUUUGUAGAUACUAAUAAAAAUAAUAAUUUUUAACUA